Molecule: messenger RNA, 3301 nt
Organism: Phoenix dactylifera (date palm)
Lineage: Eukaryota; Viridiplantae; Streptophyta; Magnoliopsida; Arecales; Arecaceae
Source: RefSeq, a predicted model, not a curated record
CAGGUGGAGAGAGAGAGAGAGAGAGAGUGGCAGCGGGGCUGUCGUGAAGCGUCGUGGUGCAUGAAUUAAAAGUUUCGCCUUUUUUUUUUUUAAUCCUCACCCCGUUCUGAUAUCAUUUGGAGGCGUAUUUCUCCUCCUCGGAGGUGUAUCUCCUAUUCACUGCAUGCAGUGUCUCCUUUCCUCCUCUUGGUCUCCUUUUAGUCCUCUCUCCGUCCAUCUCCAGCAAAUCUCUACCCGUGGAGCCCGUAAAUCUACUCUCUCGUCGCCGGAUCGAUCUGUCUCUCGAGUUCUCGCUGCCUUUUCGAGCUCGCCGGAGAGGUUGAUUUCUGUGGAGGAGUUCGGUUGUGAGAUCGGAACGAGCUGCUGACGUGAUCCCGCUUGUCGGCAAAAGAAGCAAGGAAAAGGAGAAAGGUUGGUGGAAUUAGACGGGAUUCGGGAUGGAGACGAAGCGGUGCAUAAACGUUGCUUGUGGAGCCACCACACUGGAGGGCGAGUGGAAGAAGGGAUGGAGGCUGAAAUCGGGCGGAUUCGCGAACCUCUGCAGCAAGUGCGGGAUGGCAUUUGAGCAGUUAAUUUUUUGUGACAUAUUUCACCAAAAUGAAUCUGGGUGGAGGGAGUGUCUUUUUUGUGGCAAGCGCCUACAUUGUGGAUGUAUUGCUUCAAAGUUUUCAUUUGAUCUGCUUGACAAUGGAGGAGUUCAGUGUAUUAGCUGCAUGAGGAAUUCAGAAAUUGCCUUCGUUUCAAGGGAAGUCAUGCAAACUUUUUUGCCUCAACACAAUCAAAGGCUUUUUGCUCUCUCAGCUAGAACCGUAAAAGAUGAGAAGGUGAAUAAUGUUGAUCAAACAAUUGCAGGUAGUGCCUCUGGGUUGCCAACCAUUUCUGCUGAUGGUAGAAUGGAUGUUAGUGCUGUUGGUAAGGGAAAGGUGGUUAUGCGGUUGGGCAAAAAUAUUGACUCUAAUCAACAGAGAAUUGUAGAUAUAGAGCAGAGAAAGAGUGUAAAUGGAUCAUUUCGGCAUAUCAGGUGGAACCACUUGGCCCCUAAUGCAGGGGAGGUAGGGAGGUUGACCUUGGGGACUUCAAGUGCAGAAAGGCCUCUUGUCAUGCUGCCCCCGCCUAAUGCACUUACUGAAGGAGGGGACCAAAAUAUAGCUUCCUCUGCAUUUCAGCAAAUACAAAGGUCUCACCAGUUUCUGCCACAGCUUCCAAAGGAAGCUAGUGGAGCUACUCCAGAUGCAUCAAAAGAUGGAGUUUCACAUAUACGUGUGGCAAGGCCACCUGCUGAGGGAAGGGGCCGGAAUCAACUACUUCCACGCUAUUGGCCAAGGAUCACAGAUGAAGAACUACAACAAAUAUCGGGAGACUCAAAUUCUACAAUUGUGCCAUUAUUUGAGAAGGUCUUGAGUGCAAGUGAUGCAGGUCGUAUUGGACGUUUAGUUCUUCCCAAAGCUUGCGCGGAGGCUUAUUUUCCUCCAAUUUCUCAACCAGAAGGCCUUCCACUAACUGUUCAAGAUGCAAAGGGUAAAGAAUGGCAUUUCCAGUUCAGGUUUUGGCCAAAUAACAACAGCAGAAUGUAUGUCUUAGAGGGUGUUACUCCAUGCAUACAGUCACUUCAAUUGCAAGCUGGUGAUACAGUGACUUUCAGCCGGAUAGAUCCUGAAGGAAAACUCGUGAUGGGCUUUAGAAAGGCAACAAAUACUGCACCUUUGCAGGAUUCUCAGAUUUCUGCCAUUGCCAAUGGUGCCCUUGGCAAUGAAACAUUCUUCCCUGGUGUAAAUGAGAACCUACCUACAACAGAUAAGCAUGAAGAUAGGCCAAAUGAGGGACUGCAAUUCAUUCAAAGCCAAAGUCGCAAUAUUGGUGCCAAAUGUAGGAGGCUGCAUAUGGACGCUGAAGAUGCUUUGGAGCUUUUGCUGACCUGGGAGGAGUUUCAAGACUUGCUGCGUCCAGCUCCAAAUGCCAGACCAAGCAUUGUCAUGAUUGAAGAUCAUGAAAUUGAAGAAUAUGAUGAACCCCCAGUUCUUGGGAAGAAAACCAUUUACACAGCACGACUUACGGGGGAACGAGAUCAAUGGAUUCAAUGUGAUGAUUGCUCUAAAUGGCGUCGGUUGCCUGACAAUGAUGUUCUUCUUCCUUCAAUGUGGACAUGCGCUGACAACACAUUAGACCCAAAGAGAUCUUCAUGCUCUGCGGCAGAAGAAUUGAGCCAGAAAGACCUGCAAAGUCUUCUCCGACAGUAUGCAGAUCACAAGAGGCAGCAAAAUAAUGCUACUUGCAAACAGCACUUCGCAGUGUUGGAUGCAUCAUCUGGUCUGGAUGCCUUGGCCAAUGCUGCAGCUCUGGGGGAUGUUUGUAAUCAAACCACAUCCUCAGUUGCAACGACAACCAAACAUCCACGGCAUCGCCCUGGGUGCACAUGCAUUGUGUGCAUCCAGCCUCCAAGCGGAAAGGGCCCAAAGCAUAGCCCUACAUGCACCUGCAACGUUUGUCUGACGGUCAAAAGGCGUUUCAAAACACUAAUGAUGAGGAAAAAGAAACGCCAGUCCGAGCGUGAGGAGGCCGAGGCUCAGAAGAGGGACGCUUGGGGCAGCAAGAAAGAACCUGAGGGAGGUAGCUUGUCAAGAAGUGUGCAGCAUCUUGAUGUCCAUCAGGAGAGUGAUCAGUUGAGUCCGGGAUACAGUCGAACCGUCAUUGAGAAGCUGGACAUGAGCAAGAGGCAGAUAAACUUGAAUUGCCAUCCUGGGAGUGAUGAGGUUCCACAGGCAGGGCCACCCAGGCUGAGCAUGAUGAGCCUUCUCCAGGAGGCAAACCUCCCCUUGGAGACGUAUCUGAAACAGAAUGGGCUCACCAGCUUGGUGGGUGAGCAAGGGAGCUCAAGCUCACCUACAGUUCCACAAGGGCCUGAGGAGAGUGAGGGAAGAACGCCCGAUGAGAGUUAUUUUGCUUCUGUGGUGCAGGAGAAGGAUGGUGGCGCCGAAGAAGGGCAUGGUGGUCCAGACAAGGCAAGAGGUGAUGCUGCUUGAAAAAAAUUUUCUUCCUGCAAAAGCUGUAUCAAAUUUUGAUGAGAAUCAGAUGGUGCGAUGUGUGCAUGUCUGUUGGCAGUUUGCAGACAUGUCCUUUUUUCUUUCUUUUACAGUGUUCUCUUCAUUCAUUUGAGUUGGUGAGAGGUACUUACAUCAGGAGAUGAAACUGGUGAGCAUUUUGCUAUAGGUAAUGCCAUGUUUAUAAUUGAGGGUUGUUCUUUCCAAAAUGAAUGAAUCUAGUAUAUAACCUUUACAUUUCUUAAGACUUGAGCUUUGGUUUA